CGGGGAGCUCUGGGGCCAGAUAAGCUGGCAAGCUGGCACGGCGCCGCGCAGCGGGGCGGAGAGGUCAGAGGAGGGGGGCGCGCCGGGGGCGGGCUGGACCCCCCCCCAACUUGACAAAACCUAAUAACAGCCCGGUCUCCCCGGCGCGGCGGGCGAAGCCCCACGGGAGGGCAGAGACGUGGCAAGAGGGGACCUGCCGAGCCUGUUCUGGCCUCCGAGGCCGGGGUGGGGGGGGCGGGCUGGGCGUGGGGGGGGGCCGGCGGCUGCGGCACCUUUAAGACAAGGGAGGACCCCUCUUGCCCUCGGAGAAACCAGGAAGGGAGUCGCGAGCAUCAUACGGGGCUUUGGCUGUACUGUACAGUUACUGUAGGGCAGUGACGCCGCCGCCGCCGCCGGAGCGAGGGAGCGACGAGGGGAGAGCGCGAGAGGCGAGAGCCGGAGACGCCGACCCCGGAGGCGAGCGGCCGAGGAGCCCAGUCGCAACUCCGGGCCCCGGCCCCUCGCGCCCCGGCCCGGCCCGGCCCCGGCCCGGCCGCGCGAGGUCUCGGCGCGGAAGAUGGCCGGCGGCGUGGACGGCCCCAUCGGGAUCCCGUUCCCUGACCACAGCAGCGACAUCCUGAGCGGGCUCAACGAGCAGCGGACGCAGGGCCUGCUGUGCGACGUGGUGAUCCUCGUGGAGGGCCGCGAGUUCCCCACGCACCGCUCCGUGCUGGCGGCCUGCAGCCAGUACUUCAAGAAGCUGUUCACGUCGGGCGCCGUGGUGGACCAGCAGAACGUGUACGAGAUCGACUUCGUCAGCGCCGAGGCGCUCACGGCCCUCAUGGACUUCGCCUACACGGCCACGCUCACCGUCAGCACGGCCAACGUGGGCGACAUCCUGAGCGCCGCCCGCCUGCUCGAGAUCCCCGCCGUGAGCCACGUGUGCGCCGACCUCCUCGACCGGCAGAUCCUGGCGGCCGACGCGGGCGCCGACGCCGGGCAGCUGGACCUCGUGGAUCAGACCGACCAGCGGAACCUGCUCCGGGCCAAGGAGUACCUCGAGUUCUUCCAGAGCAACCCCAUGAACAGCCUGCCCCCCGCCGCCGCCGCCGCCGCCGCCUUCCCCUGGUCCGCCUUCGGCGCGUCCGACGACGACCUGGACGCCACCAAGGAGGCCGUGGCCGCGGCCGUGGCUGCCGUGGCCGCCGGUGACUGCAACGGCUUGGACUUCUACGGGCCGGGACCGCCGGCCGAUCGGCCCUCGGCCGGGGACGGGGACGAGGGCGACAGCAACCCGGGUCUGUGGCCGGAGCGGGACGAGGACGCCCCUGCCGGGGGCCUCUUCCCGCCCCCCGUGGCCCCGCCGGCCGCCGCCACGCAGAACGGCCACUAUGGCCGGGCCGGGGAGGAGGAGGCGGCCUCGCUGUCCGAGGCGGCCCCUGAGCCGGGCGACUCUCCGGGCUUCCUGUCGGGCGCGGCCGAGGACGGGGACGGGGACGGGCCCGAUGCGGACGGGCUGGCGGCCAGCACGCUGCUGCAGCAGAUGAUGUCGUCCGUGGGCCGGGCGGGGGCGGCGGCGGCGGGGGACAGCGACGAGGAGUCGCGGGCGGACGACAAGGGCGUCGUGGACUACUACCUGAAGUAUUUCAGCGGCGCCCACGACGGGGAUGUGUACCCAGCCUGGUCGCAGAAGGUGGAAAAGAAGAUCCGGGCCAAGGCUUUCCAGAAGUGCCCCAUCUGCGAGAAGGUCAUCCAGGGCGCCGGCAAGCUGCCGCGGCACAUCCGGACCCACACCGGGGAGAAGCCGUACGAGUGCAACAUCUGCAAGGUCCGCUUCACCAGGCAGGACAAGCUGAAAGUGCACAUGAGGAAGCACACGGGCGAGAAGCCGUACCUGUGCCAGCAGUGCGGGGCGGCCUUCGCGCACAACUAUGACCUGAAGAACCACAUGCGCGUGCACACCGGCCUGCGCCCCUACCAGUGCGACAGCUGCUGCAAGACCUUCGUCCGCUCCGACCACCUGCACAGACACCUCAAGAAGGACGGCUGCAACGGCGUCCCCUCGCGCCGCGGCCGCAAGCCCCGCGUGCGGGGCGGGGGGCUCGGGGGGCCCGACCCGUCCCCCUCCCCGGGCGCCGCCGCCCCGCCCGGCGCCCCGGCCCCACCCGGCUCCCCCGACGCCCCGCGCAACGGCCGGGAGAAGCACUUUAAGGACGAGGAGGAGGACGAGGAGGAGGCCCCCGACGGCCUGAGCAGGGUGAAUGUAGCGGGCGCCGGCGGAGGGGGGGGCGAUGGGGGCGCCGGGGCCCCCGCCGAGGGCAGCUUCGCGGCCGGACUUGCCUGAAAACCAAAAAGAGAAAACAGAAACCCGAGAGAGAGAGAGAGAGAGACAGAGAGAGAGAGAGAGAGAGAGAGAGAGAGAAUCACCCACCACCCCCCCAAAAACACAAAAAAAGAAAAUCUAUCUAUAUACAGAUAUCUAUAUCUAUAUAUAUAUAUACAGAUAUAUAUAUAUGAAGCGUCACAGAAUCUAGGGUAGUGCUUUUCUCAGAGUUUUCUCCUUCAUGAUGUUCUCUCCCUCCACGGGGACCCUCGCCCCCGCUCCGGCUCCCCGUCCCCCCACCCCGUCGAUGGCUUUCGGGGCUCGGUUUGGGGUUUUUGUGGGACACAGGGAUUCGGACGCCCCCACCCCCUGGGACACCCCUGGCGCAGCGUCCGGGGUCCCCUCUGAGGCCUGGUCAGGGCCCCGGACCCCAGGUGGGGGUGAGGGUGGCCGCGGGGGGCGCUGGGGAGUGGGGCGGGCUUUUGUUUUCAUCCCCUCGCUGGUUUCUACGAGUCUUUCAGACAGGACCUUAAAUGAUCUCUGUCCACUGUGAGUGGACGUUAAAAUGCACCCCGUCCCCACCCCCACCCUCCUUCCUCAGGGCACUUACUAAGUGGGGGUCCCCCCCCCACCGAUCUCCCCGACGGCCUCCCUGCCUCCCGUUCCUGCCUGUGGUCCUCUGUGUCUCCUGGCCGCUGUGACACAAAUUUAUUUAUUUCCAGGCCUGGAGAGAGGGGAGCUGGGGCGGGGGGUCGCCACAGCGGCUCCCGGGGGCUCCCGCCGCCUCCCUUCACGGCACUUACACCCCGGCGGGCCCCCCACCCCGACCCCACCCCGGACCGCCGCUCAGGGCGCCCCGCCACCCCGGCCGCGCUCCCCGACCCAGGCCGCCCAGACCCCACGAGAUGUUUGGAGAUUCAAAACUGUUUUGUCUUCACUGCCCGCCCACCCCCAGCCCUCUCCCGAGUUUUUAAAGCACUUUUUAGAUUUUUUUUCUCCUUAAAAAAAAAAAAACAAACAAAAUUUAUAUAUAGAUAUAUAUAGAUAUAUAUAUAUAAACUAUACUUUCCUCAGAGGAGCAGGCGACAGUGUGGGGUGGACGAGCCCAGAGCAGAGGGAGCCCAGGGUCUCACGGUGGCAGGGAGGAGGGGAGAGAGUCCAGAAGUUCCAGUGUCACAAAAGCAAUAAAAACAAGAUUUUACAAAACGAAAGGAAAAAACAAAAAAAACAAAAAACAAACAAAAAAAAAAGGAAAAAAAAAAAAGACAACCAACCACAAAUAGAAGUCUUGGCACUUUGUAACAGAACGGGUACUACACUUUAUCUUAAUUCUUAAUUUAAAAACAUGUUUACAAGUUGCAACCAACUUCUAUGAAAAGUCGAAAAGACAAAAAAAAAAAUAAAAAUAAGAGAGAGAGCGAGCGAGAGAGAGCGAGCGAGCGAGAGAGCAAACAAAUUCCUAAAAGUCAAUUUAUUUUUGUACAAAAUAAUAAAAAAAAAAACCCACCACAGACGCAGAAUCCACUUCUGUUCCCCGAGGUGAGGCGGGGUCAGGAAGGCACGGGCCGAGGUCCCCGGGCUCCUCUCGGGGCUUCGCCGCGGGGGGCUUGCCUUGCAGGCAGGACCGCGGGGUUUUUGUGUUUCUGCCGUGUCCCCCCCACCCCCACCCCACCCCCACCCCCACCCCGUCCCCUUUUUGGUUCUGAUUCGGAGAAGUCUCAUCACCCGCCAGCCAUACGAUGGCCGCCCGUGUCCGCGGGGACCCUCCUUACUGACUCCCCAGCUCAGGGACGGACCGAGAGAGGGCUGGCCUUCCGACCAGCCGGAGCAACCCCCCCACUUUGGGGCUCCCCCCCAGCAUGGCUGCCCCCCCCCCCCGCCGCCGCCGUGGCCGCCAAGGAGCCGCCAUCUAGGACAUGCCAUCCCCGUCGAGGUGGGUGACGGGGCCCCACCUCCAGGGCCUUACAUCCCCCAGGCACCCCUCUUUUUAUUCAAGGCACUGACUGUAAUCUGGGGGCCGGCACCCGCCUCCCCCCAGCCUCUGGCCCCCCAAAAGGCCCGGUAUCGACCGAGCCACAGGCCACGGACGGGGGCCAGGGCUGGGGCGACCGUGUUGCCAGAGGCCAGGGCACCCUCACCCCGAUGCCCUCUCGCAUAUGCAAUGCCUAGCGUGGGACCCUGUAAAUAGACGCUCUGCCAAGCCGAGACCCUCCCCCAUCAAAGCCCAAGGUGAGGGGUGCCCCUGCCCCCCCUCCAGCUGCUGGUCCAUCUCCCCGCACCCCUUGGCUCUGUGACAGACCCCGUCUUCUCGUCUUUUCUUUCUUUCUUUUUUUCUUUCUUUUUUUUUAAAGGGAAGCUUUUUAAGAAGGCAACUUUCAUCAUUGUUUCUACAGGAUAGUUUUCGUGCCCCACCCCACCCCCCGGGCCCAUCAGCCCCCCAAAUGUCUCAGGACCCCCCCUCCUGAGGGGGGUGGCAGGGGAGCCCAGGGCCGGGUGGCCUCGCUCUUUCGGAGAACCAUCUGUGGAGGCCAAGCAGGGAGCUCAAGCGCCCAGGCCAGGGACCCCCGCCCCCACCCCGGCCAAGAGGUUCCCUGAGGGCGCGGCCCUCUCCCCCUGCCCUACCCCAUACACCCCCCUCGCAAUAAAACCAACUGAAAAAUCACAGCUGUCGUCCUGGCCAGUGGGGGCGACUGGAUUGGGGGAUCGAGGCCUCUGGGACUAUGGCGGGGGAAGGGCUGAACCCCCCCGCCGAGCACACUUUUAACACAGACUUCCUCGGGAAUUGCACUAAACCCCUGCCCCUAGCUCUGAGCUCAGCUUCUGACAGCCCUGCCCACCCACUCCGCCUUAACCCCUCUCCUGCUGCCCGCCAGCCCGUCCUAGGGGCCGCAGCGUCUGCAUGGGCCCAGCGCCGGGACCCCAGCCCCCCAACUCUGCGCAAUCACAUACUGUAUAUAGACGUGGAUCGAUUUUAUUUUUAUUCUUUAAAUUAAGGUCGUGAUAAAGUGUUGCCAAAGAUACUGCUGAAUUCUCGCGUUUCAGGAAACAAACAAACAAAAAAAAAUAUUUGAGGGGGAACGUGCUGACUGGUCAGAAAGGACACAGCAAAACGUUUUUUUGUUUGGUUGUUUGGGGUUUUUUUGUGUUUUCUUUUUUUGGGGUGUUUUUUUUUUUUUUUAAACUGCCUGGUACAAAAAAAAAAAAAAAAGAAAAGAAAAACAAA
Molecule: messenger RNA, 5525 nt
Organism: Nyctereutes procyonoides (raccoon dog)
Lineage: Eukaryota; Metazoa; Chordata; Mammalia; Carnivora; Canidae
Gene: ZBTB7A
Product: zinc finger and BTB domain containing 7A
Biological process (GO): regulation of transcription by RNA polymerase II
Molecular function (GO): RNA polymerase II cis-regulatory region sequence-specific DNA binding; DNA-binding transcription factor activity, RNA polymerase II-specific; protein binding
Source: RefSeq, a predicted model, not a curated record